This is a messenger RNA of Lytechinus variegatus (green sea urchin), 7147 nucleotides long. RefSeq names its product polycystic kidney disease 2-like 1 protein (gene pkd2). The transcript is spliced from 16 exons. Bases 200 to 3016 code for a protein of 938 amino acids. The record is from RefSeq and is a predicted model, not a curated record. Gene Ontology annotation, biological process: detection of mechanical stimulus. Gene Ontology annotation, molecular function: calcium channel activity; calcium ion binding. Gene Ontology annotation, cellular component: membrane. Lineage: Eukaryota; Metazoa; Echinodermata; Echinoidea; Temnopleuroida; Toxopneustidae.
UAGAAAACAAGCCGAGUUAGCAGACGUCGACGGAGAUGCGUCACAGGGAAACUCGCUGGAUUUGGAACUGAUUUCUAGCUCCAUUUCAUGCGGUGAUGCGUUAUAUUUGUGUUUGAAACAUUGUUCAUAAUUCAUUGACAUUAGUAUUUUGAGUUUUAGACAAACUUUGUUUCAGAACAAGUGAAGAGAAGGCGUCAAAAUGAGCGCACAUCGACGGGGUCGGGUAAGUCCGUCUCCGAGACCCUCUCCGCGGCCUGGCUCCAGCGGAGGACUCUCGGUUCAAGAUGAGCUGGAGAUGGAUAAAAUUGAAGAUGAAAUGCGACGACCGGGCAGCGCCAAUUCUCGACAUGCCUGGAACGACAACGAUGGUUUUGACAUGGGAACGGAAGAAAGGGACGUUCAUAGUAGUUUUGCUCAGAGGGAAUACGAUGACGACGAAGGAGAGGAAGAUGACAGCGAAGACACUGACGAGGAUCAUGCCCCAACAGCCAUGGAAAAUGAGGUCUAUGUUGGAGGUCAAAUCAGGGCAAUUGAUCCGAAAAUUGCCAAGGCUAAAGCCGAAGAGCAGAGGGCAAGUUGUUGGGUGAAAAUUGGUCGUGCAUUAAGAUCUCUUUGGAGAACUAGGCAGACUGAAGAUACGUCCGUUGAUAAGGAGCUUCAUGUGAAAACGACCCUUAGAGAACUAGCCAUCUAUCUGGUGUUCCUUGUUGUCAUCUGUAUUGUGACUUUCGGCAUGACAAGCUCUCACAUGUACUACUACACCAAGGUGAUGUCAGAGCUGUUUCUGGAUUCCCAAUUCCCUGAUACCAAGAACACUUUCCGAGGAAUGACAACCAUGCAUGACUUCUGGAGAUUUGCUGAGAACCCUUUGAUGGAUGGCCUAUACUGGGAAAAAUGGUACAACAAUGAGAACGUGACAGAAGACGAACUUGGCUACAUCUUCUACGAGAACAAACUGCUGGGCGUGCCGCGUAUCCGGCAGCUGAAGGUUAAGAACGACUCCUGCAUCGUCCAUUCCGACUUUGAAGCGAAUAUCAACACCUGUUACGCCGGUUACUCUGAAAGCUUGGAAGAUACACAAACCUUCGGCCUCAAUAAUGGUUCUGCCUGGGUGUACAGCACAGAGGAGGAUCUGGAUGGUUCUGGUCACACUGGAAUGAUAACGUCCUACGGAGGAGGUGGUUUCUAUGCUGACCUCAAGAAGACCAAAGCGGAAUCUCUCGACAUCAUCAUGACCCUGAAAGACAACCUCUGGCUGGAUCGAGGCACCAGGGUCGUUUUCGUUGACUUCACGGUCUACAACGCCAACAUCAAUUACUUCUGUAUCAUUCGACUCACUGUGGAAUACCCGCCGACUGGGGGCGCUAUCCCAUCCUACAAGUUUCGAACGGUGAAGCUGCUGCGGUACGUGACUGCAUUUGACUACUUUAUCCUGUGCUGCGAGGGUAUAUUCUGUCUGUACAUCCUCUAUUACAUGGUUGAGGAGAUCUUGGAGAUCAAGCGGCAUCGUUGGGCUUACUUCAAGAGUAGCUGGAACUGUCUUGAUGUCAUCAUCAUCUUUAUCUCGAUCGUUUGUGUGGCAUUCAGCUGCUACCGUUACCUGACGGUGGCCAACCUCAUUGAAGGACUGCUUGCCCAGCCUGAUAUUUACCCUGAUUUUGAAUACAUGGGAUAUUGGCAAGAUCUAUUUAAUAACAUCAUUGCUGUCAAUGUCUUCUUGGCUUGGAUUAAGACUUUCAAGUACAUCAGUUUCAACAAGACUAUGACCCAGCUGUCCUCCACCCUGUCCCGCUGUGCCAAGGACGUGGGAGGCUUCACCGUCAUGUUUGCCAUCAUCUUCAUGGCCUACGCGCAGCUUGGUUACCUGGUCUUUGGGACGCAGAUCAAGGACUUCAGCAGUAUCGGUUCCUGCAUCUAUACACUGUUCCGUAUCGUCCUUGGAGAUUUCAACUUCCAUGAGUUGGAGGCUGCCAAUCGAUUCAUGGGGCCAAUCUUCUUCUUGACCUAUGUGUUCGUGGUCUUCUUCGUUCUGUUGAACAUGUUCUUGGCCAUCAUCAACGAUACCUACAGCGAAGUCAAGUCCGACAUCGCCCUUCAGAAGUCCGAGUUCGAGAUCACUGACUACUUCAAGAAGGGUUACGAGAAGAUGGUCGGUAAGAUCAAUUUCAAGCGAGAUAAGAUCGCCGACAUCCAGGAGGCCCUGGCUCAUGCUGAUCACAAUGCCGAUCAACAUCUGGACUUUGAUGAAUGGCGUCAGGAACUCAAAUGCCGUGGCCAUGCCGAUGCUGAGAUUGAGGCUGUGUUUGCCAAGUACGAUGUCGAUGGUGAUCGCGUCCUCGAUGCUGAAGAACAGAUGAAGAUGGCCCAUGACUUGGAAGGCCAGAAGACCGAUCUGAACAAUCAGCUGGCAGAGUUGGAAGACGCCAAGGCCAACCACCGUCCGACCACUGCCCGUAGCCGCAUGAGCAUCAAUGAUGACGAUGAUGACGACGACGAUGAGGAGGGUGGUGGUCGCCGUCGCGGCGGUGGUGGUGGCGGCGGGGUCGCCUACGAGGAAUUUGUUGUUCUGUCCCGCCGUGUUGACCGUAUGGAGCAUUCCAUCGGUAGCAUCGUGUCCAAGAUUGAUGCCGUCUUGGUCAAGCUGGAAGCAAUGGAACGAGCCAAGCUGAAACGUCGUGAGACCAUGGGCAAACUGCUUGAUUCGAUUACCGAGGAGCGUGAAAUCAAGAUGGCUUACAAGCAAGGAACUGGAGGACUGCCACGAUCUUCUUCAUCCGCAUCUCAGUAUAGCGAGAUGGAUGAAGAUGAGGAUGAGCAAGGCAACGUUGACAAGCGUGAGAAGAUGGAGAAGCUCGUCCGGGAGGAGCUCGAACGCUGGGACUCGGAAGCGUCCCUCUCCCAGGCCAGUCGCAGGGCUGGAAGCCGUCCCGGGAGCUCCCAGAGAUCUCGCCCUCCCAGCUCUAUCUCUCACCAAGUUGGACUCGCGGAUCACACCAUCAACACAAGCAAUGUCUAAUUGUUCAACCAUCCAACACCCAUCCUCCACUCGACUGGACUAGAAUUACAUCGAGCUAAUACAAAUCAAAUAUACCAAGAACAAGAAAGAGAUCAAUAGAAGACUGAAGAACAAAACACAGUGUAAUGAAUUACUAUUUCUACUAUGGUUUGUGGAUUGUUUGUUUUUACAUGGGCAAUACAUACAGAGUUAGUACAGUUGAAUUUCCAACCUAGCCAGCCAAGUUAUUUUAAAAUUGCACAAUUUUUUAAGGGAAAGGUAAGGAGUUUUGUAUAUUUUAUGUUUUAAUUUGACAAUCAUAUUAACUGGCAGUCUCAAACUGAUUAAUUUUUUUGAAGACAAUAACACUUGGGAGGGGGGUAUUGCAAACAAACAAACAAAAAUAUGUUUUAAGGAAUAUUUGGUUGUGCUGGUUUGGAUUCUGAUGAUAUUGAAUAAUUCAAACGAAAAGGCUUUUAUGUUUGAGAACAGAGAAUAUAUUUAUUGAACAUGUAAAUAAUUAUUUGUAGAACAGUGGACAUGUGAAAAUGAAGUACUUGUGUUAGGCAAAAAAUGUUUAUUAGAAUGUUAUGGAGUCAAAAUGGAUUGAUUUAUUUAUUAUGGUUACAAAAUUUUGUGAAUUUUAUCCUUCUUGUGCCAAGUUAUCAAUGUAUAUAUGUAUUCUAGUCAUUGUAUUUCUUUCAAUGCUUACAGAUUCGUACUUCAAGCAUGCAUUAUUUGCACCACAACUAUUCCUUUAAUCCUAUUUCCUUUUUACCUGUGUAAACAUUACAUUCAUCAGACCUAUGUUUUGCAAAAGAUGGAAAUGUAUUUUUCAAGAGAUAUAUUUUCUUUUUUUUUUUUCUUUUAGUUAUGUGUACUUUUCUUUAAUGUCUAUUUUGCCACACUUCUAUCUGUUCUACAUGUAUAUAUACAUGGUUUAUGUAUAGUCUAGUUUUCAAAGAGAGGAAUAAAAUUGUUUUUCCACACGUGUACAUUCCAUCCAUCCUAGUAAAUCUUUAUACUAUGCUCUGUUUAUAAAACAAAUGAUCUUCUUUUCAUGUUUCUUAUUCUGAAAUCUUAUCCCAUGUUGUAUCCUAUGCUGUCUAUGAAGUAUUGAUAUAUCACAGUCGCUUUGAGUAUAUUAAAAUGUAGGUUUUUCUUCCUAAAUUCUCUCAAUCUUCCCUAUUUCUUCCAAAACUUUUGUGCCUGCCUUCUUCAACCUCUUUAUUUCUCAUCAGUAUGUAAAUUAAUAGAAUGUAUUUUGAACACGAAAAGAUAUUUGAAUAACUUUUUUCGCCAUUGUAAUGUGGAUAUACAUGUACCAUUCCAAAUUUCUGAGCUUUAUGUAGUAUAUGACUUUUAAUGGCUUUAUAUCUGUUGUAAAUAUUUGUAGAGCAAUAUAUCAAUUGUAAGAUUUCUUUAAAGAUCAAGCUUUCUUAACAAACUAGUUCAGGGCUCUGUAACUAAGGUUUACGAUGAAUUGCAAAUAUGAAAGAACCGCACUGAUUGGAUCCCAGUCAGUAUUUUAAACAGAGUGCGCAUGCAACAAUGAUCUUGAUUGGUCAAUGGUAUUUAGCGAUUGAUUGCAAACAUUUGUGUUACGAAGCCCUGGUUCUCUAAAGGUCCUGUUACACAAAACUUAGUGACUGUUCAUGUAAUUGAUUUUUAUGAUUGAUUUAACAUUGUGGUGAAUGCAUGAUCAAUCAUAUUUUCUUAUGAUCUAUUGCUAAGCAUCGUGAUACAGGGCCCUAGAUUUUACUUUGAAAAUUAAUGUUAUACAAAGGAGCAUAAGAACAAUAUCCUGUCAAAGAAAACGAACAAAUUUUAAUGUUUUGUAUAUUAUUGGAGGAUUUUUUCAACGACAAAAAAUGUUUUGAAGGUUUGAUUCCAGUAAGUAAAUGUUUAAAACUUUUGAUCUAGCCUUUAAUUAGUUACUUGAAUGUAUAAUCAUUAUGUCUGCCUGUAAAUAUUUGCAGUGCAUAGUAUGUGUAAACUUGCCAAAUUCAAACCAUACAUUAUUUUUCCUUCAUUGGACAAAAAUCAAUUGGACAACUUUAAAUGAUUUUGAAACUACACAAAGAUUUUGCUUAAAAUUCAUAAACGUUGACCCAAAAAAUUACCUCAGUAAAGAGAAGAUUAAUAAUAUAUAUGAAAGCAGUGAUCAACAUCAGUCCAAAUUUAAAUGAUUUUUUUCUUCAGGUAUUUCUUAUUUAACUGUUCUUUAAUUGGGAAUCUUUCAUGUGAAACUGAUCAUUUUAUGUACUAUACUCAAGAAUGAUAUCACUAAAAUCAUUUUAAAAAAUCAUAAGAAUUGUAUGGUAAAUUUUAAAUGGCAUUAAUGUACGUUAUUAGCUGGCACAAGAUUGUAACAAUCUUCAUCUUUUUAAAGACAUGAAGAGCUGAAAUGAGUUUGAAUGUAUGCACAGGUGUAGUCGGUGUUCAUAGAACUACAGUAUAUACAUGAAUAAGUGUAUGUGGUAUAUUCUGGACUUAUAUAUAGGUUAUAUAGGCUGGAUCAUAUUUGAGCUGAACAAAAACAAACAAAAAAUGUAAAUAGUUGAUACAUGUAGUUGCUUCUUGUAUUCAAUUUAAAGCACAAGCUGCACAUCUUCAGCAUAGAUCCUUUUUUUUGUCUGGUAAAUACCAACAAAAAUAAAUUUAAGCUAUAUGUACUUUAUCCCUAGAAGUUAAAAUUAUUUUCCAUGUAAUGUUUAUUCCAGAAAGCAGCUUUUCUUUUGAAUAUCCAUGUUUUUGUUUCUUUUAUCCGAAGAAAUAUUGAAAGUACCAAUAUUUGAUUAACCCAUCCCAAUUUGUGAUGCCCUGUUCAUUGUCCGUUGAAACCCAAGGAAUUUUUAUUUUUCUUAACCUUACCUUGAAGAAAGUAUUGUUCAGAGAGAAACGUCUUCUGCGAAUCUCUCCAUUUUUGUUAGCUUUGUUGAAUAUACAUGUCCAGAAUUUUAAGUUUACUGGACAAAAUUGAGAUUUCAUGCAUAACACCUUGAAAAUGUCCCGUCCAUAUUUUGUAUUCAUUCUUUUUAUAGAACAUGCCUUUCUAGGAAUAAUAAGUAAUGACAAAAGCAGACCUACCUUUGAUGUUUUAAGUGUACCCCCUCUUGAUUGCACAUUAUAACUUUUAUCAACGAACCAAAGUACCGUAAAAAAAAAAGACAAAAAUGCUGUGUGAUAAAGCUAUAUUACUGCUAUCUUAUUUUAAACAUUGAUCUUAACUGAAAGGAAAUUCUAUUACAGUUUUGAAUUGAAAACGUUCUAUACAGGUUAUUGAAUGUAGAAAAAUAAUUUGAAAAUGCCGUCUUUAAAAAGUUUUGAAAGCAACACUCAACCUUGAAAUGAACUGUUCUGGAUGUAAAGAGGAUUUUCAUUUAAAAGGAGAGAAUAAUUCUAGAUAAAGCCGUCCUAGUUUGUUAAGUUUCAAAUUUGUUGAAUAUGAAAUGUUAUGCAAGUUAUAUAUCACCUUGAAUUUUAUUGUUUGGUCUUUUUUUAGUAAAACAAACAGGUGAAAGUUGUUUCUAAAGACGUUUGAAUGCAUCCAAUACAUUUAUUUCCUUUGUAAAUCGCCAGAUUAUAAAAAACGGUAGCCUGGCAUGCAAACUGUGUCCAGAAAAAUACCCAAUUGGUUAAUUGAAAGUCAAUGUCACAUAACAAAUUGUUGAACAACAGAAUAUACUGAAAAUGCUUGCAGGCUGAAAUUUUUGUGGAUUUUUCAAGGAUCUGAAAUUAUUUUUGACCGAAUUGAAGAACAAAUUGGCUGACAUUUGGCUGAAAUUUUGGUAUAUUCUAAAUAUUUGCCUUUGUUUGAACUGUAAAAUCAAAUGCAUUUUUUUUAUUGUUGCAUGAACAAAAUCAGAACUUACACUGUGCCUUGAAAUAUACCCAUGUUCUUUCAGAAAAUUUACCUUGAAUUUUGUGCUCUUGAUGACACAUUUGUGGCAAAAGAUAUUUUACUACAGAAAUAACUGGCUAUUUUAACCAGAGUCAAUGGCAGAAUUGGAUUUUUCAGUUUUUAACACUUGUUUUUAUGAUAAAGUUUAAGGCAAUCGGCCGCUGAAGUGUGCUUAUUCAGAUUCAAUAUACUUGCUUCAUGUACUCCCAAAUUAUCUCUUCAAUAAAACUAUAUGUUAUAGUACCCAA